AUGGGUAUUACAAGGAAGCCUAAGGCCGAGAACAACCCCAUGCGGGAGAUUAAAAUCCAGAAGCUCUGCCUAAAUAUAUGCGUUGGUGAGAGUGGAGAUCGUCUCACGCGCGCUGCCAAGGUCUUGGAGCAGUUGACGCAACAGCAACCUGUUUUUAGCAAGGCCAGACUGACUGUGCGCACAUUCGGCAUUCGCAGAAACGAAAAGAUUGCUGUCCACUGUACCGUUCGUGGAGCGAAGGCCGAAGGUUUGUCUUUUUCUGCCCUUUAUAGUGUUAGAAAUCCUUGAGCGAGGUCUGAAAGUGAAGGAGUACGAAUUGCCAAAAUCCUGUUUCAGCAAAAUGGGUCAUUUUGGCUUCGGUAUCACUGAACAUAUCGAUUUAAACCUGAAGUACGACCCCAAUAUCGGCAUUUAUGGCAUGGAUUUCUAUGUUAUCCUCGGCCGUCCGGGCCAGCGUGUAGCCCACAGGUUAGUGUAGCAGGUCUUUCUUACGUUGUUUGUAGGCGAAGAUGCGUCUCCAAAGUCGGUCCAAAACACCACGUCACUAAGGAGGAAGCCAUGAAGUGGUUCCAGAGCAAAUAUGACGGCAUCUUGAUGAACAAGUAG
Spirometra erinaceieuropaei is the source of this 606-nucleotide messenger RNA. NCBI's taxonomy places the organism in Eukaryota, Metazoa, Platyhelminthes, Cestoda, Diphyllobothriidea, Diphyllobothriidae. The record is from the annotation of a GenBank genome assembly.